Molecule: messenger RNA, 880 nt
Organism: Pezoporus flaviventris
Lineage: Eukaryota; Metazoa; Chordata; Aves; Psittaciformes; Psittacidae
Product: tetraspanin-18-like
Exons: 7
Coding region: 33-770 (245 amino acids)
Cellular component (GO): membrane
Source: RefSeq, a predicted model, not a curated record
CGCUGCCGUGAAGCUCCGCCUGCGGUGUCCCCAUGGGUGUCCUGAGCUGCGUCAAGUACCUGAUGCUCAUCUUCAACGCGCUGGUGUUUGCCGGGGGGACGAGCCUGGUGGCCGUGGGACUCUGGGUGGCCGUGGACCCAUCCGGCUUCCAGCACAUCGUGGCUGCCAACGGGGUGCUGAGCGCCGGUGCCUUCCUGCUGCUGGCCGUGGGCACGGCCCUGGCGCUGCUGGGCUUCCUGGGCUGCUGCGGGGCCCUGCGCCGGAGCCGAGCGCUGCUGCUGGGGUUCUUCAUCCUCGUGAGCCUCGUCUUCAUCACGCAGCUCGUUGGGGCCGUUCUCUUCCUGCUGCACUGGAAACAGAUGCAGCCGGAGCUGCUCCUGUCUGAGCUGCGGAGGAGCUACCGCGGGGACGAGGGUGCCGAGGUCUUCUCCACGGCCUGGAACACCCUCAUGGUCACGUUCUCCUGUUGUGGUGUUUUAGGACCCGAAGACUUUGGGAACGGUUCCUGCUUCCAGGAGCUGCACCCGGGGAUGCCGUGGCCCCGCGUGUGCUGCGCCCGCGAUGGGCUCCUGCAGGCAGGGGAGCUGCUGGGCUGGGAGCAGUGCCAGGACCGAAGCCCUGGGUACAUCCAUGAGCAGGGCUGCUUCUCUGCCUUCGGCCGGACCUUGCAGCAGUUCGUGUCUCUGCCUGGGAUCUGCAGCCUGGUUGUGCUGGGCAUCGAGAUCUUUGCCAUGUUCUUCGCCUUUUGCCUUUACUACAACUUCGACUGAGCAGGACGAGGCCCAGCAGAGAGCAGCCCCAGGGUUGGAGCCAGCAGCAGGAAGGAUGCUCCAGGUCCUGGCGUGUCAGAGCACAGCUCUCUCAUUCCCUGCCUGUUCCU